Molecule: messenger RNA, 447 nt
Organism: Trypanosoma rangeli
Lineage: Eukaryota; Euglenozoa; Kinetoplastea; Trypanosomatida; Trypanosomatidae
Product: putative glycogenin glucosyltransferase
Exons: 1
Coding region: 1-447 (148 amino acids)
Source: RefSeq, a predicted model, not a curated record
AUGCAAGCAACGCGCCGACAUGGUCUCAGCCCCACCAGUGAUCGGUUGAUGCUUGAAGUUGCCACCAUGCUGCUUUUUGACUACGUCAUUGCCAACGAAGACAGGACAUUUAUGCAUAACAGCCAUGUGGUUGCAAGGGGGAAUACGAAGCAGCUUUUGUCUUCCUGGAUCACGGCAAAAGCCUUGUAUAGUCAUUCAGCAGAGGUGCGGUGUAAUCCCUUGUUUUUACCGAGAGGGGCCUCCUCGCUGUGGGGGAGGCGGCAAAGCCAACACCCAUGUGUAGGCUACCGGAGUUUCUGUUGCGGCGGGCUUUGCGCCUUUCAAGCAAGCGGUACAUGUCGUUUCACUCCCUGCUUCCGCGCGGUAAGGAAGGUGAGAAUGGCACAAUCCACGACAGUGAAACCCUGGCAGGGCAGCUGUUCCGCGCAGCGCCGUCGAACAGUGUGA